AGUCUGAUUAUUAGUCCUGAAGUCUCUCGACACGUCCUCUUGUUAUCUCUUCUCCCUUCAAACAGUAGUGAGUACACUUGGUCUCCGUCCCUACCUAAGAUCAUUUAUCAAUAUAUAAUUCGUAGGUUCCUUCAUCUCUCCAUUGGAUCCUGGAUUAGCUAUUGCAUUCUGUUUCCAUGUCCUUGUCUUCAUUUUUCAUUGAUAACCCUAUAUUGAAUUGCCUUUUCCUGAUACUCUUCAGCGCUCCCUUUCUAAAUUUUAGGCACCGAAGUCUUCUAUUAUCUGCUUGUUAUUAUGACUUUUAAAUGUAGCUUUUGUUAGGGUCCAGUUUUGAAUGCUCCUUUCUUGAUAAGAAAACCUCGAAGUUGGCUGGCUGGCUGGCUUCAAUUCUAUCAGGACAUUGGUUCUCUUGUUUCUUGAUAUGAUCACUGUUGUUGCUACUGGGUUUGAAUGAUUUUCUUGGCUUUUUUGAAGGGUAAAUCAAGAAAUGGCAAUUGAACUUUGCUCGGAUAGUUCUGCUGGUGUUAGUCCAAGAAUUUCGUUUUCUCAUGAUCUUUGCAUAUCAGGUAUUGUUCCUGUUGAACAACGCCCUCUGCGACCAAGUUCAUUAGGCAACAUUGAUUUCGACUUCUGCGUCCGAAAGAGUUUCGAUCGAGAUUCAACGUCUGCAGAUGAGCUUUUCUCUGAUGGAAAAAUUCUUCCUACUGAAAUCAAGAAAAAGACUGCUUCUGCAAAACAAGUUGAUCCAUCUAUGCCCCCAGGACAAGCCCUACAAGAUGAUGUUUCGAGUAAUGAUGGCUUCAAGAAAGAUUGCUUGAAUGAAAUGAAGAGUUCAAGUUAUGAAGAAGACUAUCAGAAGCAAAGUUCAAAGUCAUUUUGGAGGUUUAAGAGGAGUAGUAGCUUGAAUUGUGCUAGUGGUUACGGAAAGAGUUUGUGUCCUUUGCCACUCUUAUCACGAAGCUAUUCUACUGGUUCUACACCAAGUAGUAAGCGAGCACCACUAACCAAGGACACCAAUCAUAAGCAGCAUAGACAAUCAUUUCUCAAGCCAUCACAAUCGUCGUCUUCCAUGAAUUAUCAAAAGCCUCCAUUGAAGAAGAAUUAUGGACCUUAUGGCCACGGUGUUCGCGUUAGUCCGGUUUUGAAUUUUUCAUCAGGGAAUCUAUUUGGUUUAGGUUCAAUCUUCUUCAAUGGCAAAGAUAAGAACAAGAAGAAGUGACUUACACAAUAUGUGAUCUAAUUACAAACUACUUUCAGCCUAAAUUGAAUGUUCUUUUUUUUUUUGGUGGAUUGGAGUGUUUUUUUUUUACUUAAUUUUUGUUUACUUGAUUUGCCCUUUGAGUGGUACUAAAGAUAGAAAAUUUGAAAAGAUCAGUGCCAUGAAGACAAAGAGAUUGAAAAGUGGGAAUGGUUUGAGGGACCAGGAAAGAUGACCAUAUAAUUCAAGGCACAUGGUUUUGGAGCAGAAAAUGACAGGUAACCAUUGCUUUCAUGGUUGUCUGUGUCUGCUUUUGGUAUUUGCUCAUACAUGGUGUAAAUAAUUUGAUUUUGGUUUAUUCUUCCAUUUUAUACAAGAAGAGAUUUUCAA
Messenger RNA from Populus nigra (black poplar), 1588 nucleotides. RefSeq lists its product as uncharacterized. Bases 488 to 1219 code for a protein of 243 amino acids. NCBI's taxonomy places the organism in Eukaryota, Viridiplantae, Streptophyta, Magnoliopsida, Malpighiales, Salicaceae. The transcript has a single exon. The record is from RefSeq and is a predicted model, not a curated record.